Molecule: messenger RNA, 3511 nt
Organism: Eleginops maclovinus (Patagonian blennie)
Lineage: Eukaryota; Metazoa; Chordata; Actinopteri; Perciformes; Eleginopidae
Gene: pofut2
Product: protein O-fucosyltransferase 2
Exons: 9
Coding region: 24-1361 (445 amino acids)
Biological process (GO): protein O-linked glycosylation via fucose
Molecular function (GO): peptide-O-fucosyltransferase activity
Source: RefSeq, a predicted model, not a curated record
GAAGUGCGUGGCUCUGAAGAAAUAUGGCGCACAGAGCAGUGCAUAAACCAGUGGUAUGCAUUGCUACAAUCGACUCGUUUACUGCGUUGUUUUUGUCUAUUUUCAUUGCUUUGGCAGCAUUUGAUACAGUGAACGCCGACAAUGUGUUCAGUGCAAGCCACACCGCUACUGUACCCAUCGCUGCUGCCAGGGAUCUACGGUACCUCUUGUAUGAUGUGAACCCCCCGGAGGGUUUCAAUCUGCGGCGAGAUGUCUAUAUCCGCAUGGCCUCCCUGGUGAAGACUUUGAGGAAGGAAGGGGAUGACUGGGUGUUGGUCUUGCCCCCAUGGGGUCGCCUCUACCACUGGCAGAGCUCAAACCUCCAUCAGAUUCGUAUCCCAUGGGGGGAGUUUUUCAGCCUCACUAGCCUGCAGGCCAAUGUGCCUGUCAUUGAGUAUGACGAAUUCAUCGCUGAAAACGGAGGCCCUUUCAUAGAUCAGGUUCUGGUAUUGCAAAACUACGCUGAGGGAUGGACUGAUGGAAAAUGGGAGGAGAAAGUUGAUGAACGACCAUGCAUUGACAAGUUGAUGUACUCCAAAGAUAAACAGGGCUACUACAGAGGCUGGUUUUGGGGCUACGAGGAGACCAGAGCUCGAAAUGUAACGUGUAUAUCAGCCCAAGGUCAUGCCUCCAUCAUGUCCCCAGUCCUCCAGAAGAACAUCACAGGGACAUCGGUUAUGCUUGACCGAGCAGAGACACUCCUUCAUGAUCACUAUGCUGGAAAGGAUUACUGGGAUACCCGCCGCAGUAUGGUUUUUGCCAAGCACCUGAGACUCAUAGGAGAUGACUUCAGAGCAAAGUACCUGAACUCCUCAGAUGACAGAGACCAGACUAUUUACAGUGAGGACUGGACUCGCAUGAAAGCCAAGUUGGGCUCAGCUAAAGGGGGUCCAUAUCUGGGGGUCCAUCUGCGCAGGAAGGACUUUAUCUGGGGUCAUCGGGAGGAUGUACCCAGCCUUAAAGGAGCAGUGAAAAAAAUACGCAGCUUGAUGAAGAAGCACAAACUUGAAAAAGUGUUUGUUGCAUCAGAUGCCGAUGAGGAAGAGUCGAAGGAGCUGCGAAGGUUGUUGCCAGACAUGGUGCGGUUUGAGCCGUCCACGGAGGACCUGGAGCUCUUUAAAGAUGGGGGGGUGGCCAUCAUUGACCAGUGGAUAUGUGCCCAUGCAAGAUAUUUCAUAGGAACUUCAGUGUCCACCUUCUCCUUCCGGAUCCAUGAGGAGAGGGAAAUUUUGGGUUUUGACCCCAAAGCGACAUACAAUCGUUUCUGUGGGGACAAUGAGAAGGAAUGUGAACAGCCCACACACUGGAAAAUUGUUUAUUGAUGCAACCACUUACUUUCCUGACACACAAGUGCCAAAAGCAGUGUUAAAAGGGACAUUUAUUUGUAUGGAAAUUGAAAGAUAUUUUACUGUUUAAUGGUGUAAUUUUUUAUUUCGUUUUUAUGGUUCAGAAUUGUGCAAUCAGGUCUGUAGUGACCACUGAGACCUUAUGCUUAAAACGCCAAGACUGGGCUGCCAAACAUGUAUUACUGUAAUGUUUAACAAGAAAAUCUGCAAUCAUUCUUUGGGCUUUAUGUUGAAUAUUUAUCUUUAAUGACAGCUUCAUUUUUUUUACAUCGUUUCUCAUAUUUAUUACCAGCACCACUGGGGAGAAAGCGUGACUUAAAGUGACUGCAAAAGACUGUUGUGUUGGAAUAUUCUCAGUUUAAACUUUUCGAGAUACAAAGGUGUUGAGCAUCUAUACAUUAACUACUCGUUAUUUAAAUAUACAAUUACAUUUUUCUAAAAUAACACCAGAAAAUUGUGGAGGAACAAUCGUAUAUUGAUUUUUUUUUAAUGAAAGGUACCCUGUGGAACUUUAAAGUAAAGAUGUGUUAAGAAAUUUAUUUUCAAAUAUGUAUUUUGUAUAACCCAGUGUUAUCGACUUUUACUUACUUCAGCAAAAAAAAAGCAAAAUUCCAUAGGACAUUGCUUAGUUUCUAACCGUGCUAAUGACCCUGACUCGUGAUCAGUGCAUGAUGCAUUCAAUCUUAAAAUGCUGCUCCACGGUUCCGAUAUCUCUUUAGUUUUUUCUAAAUAUUGCUAAAUAUUUCUAGCUCACAAUUGUUUCAGAAAUAAGUGCAUUUGGUUCCUAUUCAGCUGUGUUUCUGUGAUGUGAAUUGACCUCUUUUCCUUCUAUGCAGUGCCAGUAUUAACAUUAAUUCCACUGAAUAACAUUACCAUUUUAUUGGUGUUGGAAAUAUGAAGUCGUCAAAAUGAAUAUCAUAAUGCUUUUGAUGGUGCUUAACUUAAUUUUAAAAUGUGUUUUAAUGUAUUUGACAUUGACCAGUAUUAUUGCUAAUUAAAAUAUGUUUAAAAGAAUUUAAAUGCCACAAAUGAGCCACUGUGUUUCGUCAACAUUUGCUCGCUAUGAAGCUGUCAUGUUACUUACAACACAUCAUUUUUUAAAAUUCCUGAAGAUGCCCAUGUUUUUGAUUAAAACAUGUUUGGUAUGGGCUUUUUGUCUAGACUUGCUUUGUACAGUAGUGGUAUCAUUUUCAUGGUAAAUCAAAUGUUUUAGGCUGGUUUAACAUGGCAUAAAACUGAUUUAUGAAAAUGUUUAAAGUUUGAUUGCUGAUGCUUAUAUUUCCGUAUCUCUCUGCAGUCAAUAGCUCAAAUUUAGAAAUGGUGAUGUAAAAAAAAAAGUGUGAUUGUAAAAGGAUAUAUCUUUAAAGUAUGCUAUUGUUGUUAGGGAUAUUUAUUUAUUCACGUUUAUUGACAAAAAAAAAAGAGUGUGAUUGAGGCGGCCCAACCUUAAGAUUUUAGAUGUACUGUAUGCAGUCCUCACAGCCGCAGAGAUUUCUUGCAUGACUAGGAUUUUUUCUCUGUAUGCUCAUAUGAAGAUGAAAAACCAGUAAGACUACCUUGAAGACAGAAUUCACUUGAUACUUAACAAUAUAAUAGUGUCAUAUAUCACCUAUGCUCUCCAUUGGCCCAACCCUGAGGCUUUUUAUUGUCCAUUGUUUUACUUUGUUUGAAAUGUGCCAUAAUGGCAAAAGUGGACUGGCAGAUGUUAACCUGUUAGUUCAGACUCUACUCUGUGUACAAUUAUGCCGAGUCAUUCAGCAGUGUUAGUAUCAGCUGCAAUAAUGUACACCCACACAGUGUGUGUGUGUGUUAGUGUAUGAAAGUGAAGUUAAAAAUGGCAUUAGUUUCAGCUGCAUCAGGCAUUCGUAACAUACAAAUCUGAUUUAUUUUGGCUCAAAUCUUGACCUUUUGUGUAAAUGAAGCAAUUGUGAUUGUAUUUUUCAUAGUAAUUAGUUUUAUAAUUCAUAUCAUAUUCCUUAGUUUAUUACAUUUUUUGUCAGUUGUAUUUGUUUUUCUUUUAUUUGAUUUCAAGUCAUACGAUCUGCAGUGCCGAGUGAAUACACUGCAUUGUUUUUUUUCUUUUCUUUUCCCUGUGGAUCCCCUACAUAAAAGAGGUGUGUAUUUUC